AUGUUCCCGAGCCUCUUUACGGCGCUGGCGGGGCUGCUGCUCCUGCCGCUGCUGGUCAACCUGGCGUGCCCGUAUUUCUUCCAGGACCUGAGCUUCUUCGUGCACCUGGUGCGCGUGGCGCAGCGGGCGCGCAGGUACGGCGCGCGGGUCCCGCCGCACACCGUGCUGGAGGUGUUCCGCCAGCGAGCCCGCCGGGCGCCGCGGAAGCCCAUGCUGCUCUUCGGGGACGAGGUCUACACCUACGAGCAGGUGGAGCGGCGCAGCAACCAGGCGGCGCGGGCGCUGCGCGAGCACGCGGGCGCGCGGCAGGGCGACGCGGUGGCCCUGGUGCUGGGCAACGCGCCCGCCUACGUGUGGCUGUGGCUGGGCUGCGCCAAGCUGGGCUGCGCCAUGGCCUGCCUCAACUGCAACGUCAGGGGCAGCUCCUUGGUGCGCUCGUUCCAGUGCAGCGGCGCCGGGGUGCUGCUGGCGGACCCAGAAUUAAAAAACGCCAUUGAAGAAAUAUUGCCCAUCCUGAAGGAAGAAAAUGUGGCAGUCUACUACUUAAGUAGGACAUCCGACACAGAGGGAGUAGACAGUUUUGUGGACAAAAUGGAUGCUGCUUCAGAUGAGCCCGUUCCCGAGUCUUGGAGAUCAAAUGUCACAGUUAAAAGUCCUGCCCUGUACAUUUAUACUUCUGGGACUACAGGUCUCCCGAAAGCUGCACUGAUUACCCAUGAACGCACGUUAUUAGCUUGUGGUCUGGCUAUGGCCAGUGGCAUUACCUCGGAGGACGUUAUCUAUACUGCCCUGCCACUGUAUCACAGUGCUGCCCUCUUGCUUGGGCUACAUGGCUGCAUCAUGCAAGGUGCUACUCUAGCAUUGCGUUCCAAAUUUUCUGCUUCCAAGUUUUGGGAUGACUGUAGAAAAUACAAUGUCACUGUCAUACAGUACAUUGGGGAAGUGCUUCGUUAUUUAUGCCAUAUGCCCAAGAAAGACAAUGAUCGGAAUCAUAGAGUAAGAAUUGCCUUGGGUAAUGGCUUAAGGGCUGACGUUUGGAGGGAAUUCAUCAGAAGGUUUGGAGACAUACGUAUUUUUGAGUUUUAUGCUUCAACUGAAGGCAAUGUUAGCUUUGUGAACUAUACUGGAAAAAUUGGAGCUGUGGGAAGAUUAAACUGCUUGCAAAAGAAAGUAAUGCGCUUCGAACUGAUUAAAUAUGAUGUAGAGAAAGAUGAACCUGUCCGAGAUGAGAAUGGCUACUGUAUAAAAGUUCCCAAAGGUGAAGUGGGGCUCUUGAUUUGCAAAAUCACACGGUUUGUUCCAUUUAGUGGAUAUGUGGGAGCAAAGAGCCAGACGGAAAAGAAAAAACUAAGAGAUGUCUUCCACAAAGGGGAUUUAUAUUUCAACAGUGGUGAUCUUUUAAUGAUUGACCAUGACAACUUUAUUUACUUCCAUGACCGAGUCGGAGACACAUUCCGAUGGAAAGGAGAAAAUGUGUCUACAACUGAAGUUGCAGAUAUUUUAGGACUUGUAGACUUUAUUCAGGAAGCCAACGUGUAUGGUGUAUCUGUGCCAGGUCAUGAAGGCAGGAUAGGAAUGGCAUCCAUUCGGCUAACAGACGGCAGUGAAUUUAAUGGGGAAAUACUCUAUAAGCAUGUUGCAGAUUACCUGCCAGUUUAUGCAAGGCCUCGGUUUGUGAGGAUUCAGGAUGCCAUUGAGAUCACAGGAACAUUUAAAUACCGUAAAGUGCAGCUAGUACAAGAAGGAUUCAGCCCAGCAGCUAUCAAAGACACCCUGUAUUUCCUGAAUGACAAAGGAAAGACAUAUAUACCUCUGACUGAGGACACCUAUAACUCAAUAUGUAGCAACAGCCUGAAACUAUAAUGCACCC
Messenger RNA from Elgaria multicarinata webbii, 1870 nucleotides. RefSeq names its product solute carrier family 27 member 2 (gene SLC27A2). The record is from RefSeq and is a predicted model, not a curated record. Gene Ontology annotation, molecular function: pristanate-CoA ligase activity; very long-chain fatty acid-CoA ligase activity; long-chain fatty acid-CoA ligase activity. Gene Ontology annotation, cellular component: endoplasmic reticulum membrane; endoplasmic reticulum; endoplasmic reticulum lumen. Lineage: Eukaryota; Metazoa; Chordata; Lepidosauria; Squamata; Anguidae. The coding region runs from base 1 to 1863 and encodes 620 amino acids. The transcript has 10 exons. Gene Ontology annotation, biological process: bile acid biosynthetic process; long-chain fatty acid import into cell; very long-chain fatty acid catabolic process.